AAUGAGAACAGGCGUUGCUUGGAAAAGCGCGUAGCUGCGCCGGGUGGCGUGCCGGGAAGCAAAAUGGCGGCGCCGGCGUCAACUUUGCCGCCUCAGCUCGUGGGCAAGUUGAAGGGAUCCUUUGCAUACAAUACAAUUAAAGACAAGCUGCCAGUAAUCCUGAAUAGAGUUAUCAAUAAUCUGGAGCAACAUAAAAAUGAAUUCUUUGAAGAACAUGGUGAAAAAGGUAUUGAAGCACAGAAGAACGUUAUAGUCCUUCUCACCAAGUUACGAGAUGAGCUGCAGGCAGACAAGCCACUGACUUCCUUGAAUGACAGCCUCCAUGACACCACUCUGUGGAACCAGUGCUUAGAAUAUCAUCAAAAAUUAUCAGAUGGACCACCAAGCUGGUUUCAGUCUCCUUGGCUAUAUACAGAGUGUUAUAUGUAUCGUAGAAUUCAUGAGGCACUCGCUCGGAAUCCACCUAUCAAUGACUAUGAUGUAUUUAAAAAAGAAAAGGAUCAUGGUUUCUUUGAAUCUCAGGAAGCUAUUAUUGUUUUAAGCACCUAUCUACAAGAGCUGUUGAAAAACAUAAAGGGCCUAGAUGAAAAAUCCCUGAAGGAGGAAUUUUUGAAGCUGCUACAGGUUUCUCUGUGGGGUAAUAAGUGUGACCUGUCAAUGUCAGCUGGGGCAGAUAAUUCUCAGAAGUCUGACCCAUUACUGUCUGUGGAAGAGUUAAAACCUUUUAUCUUGGUGGAUCACAUGGAAAAGCUUUGGUCACUGCUUAUAAACAAAAAGAACAUGAAUAAGCAGACUACUAGACUUGACAUAGUCCUGGAUAAUGCUGGUUUUGAACUUACUGCUGACCUUAUACUGGCUGACUUCUUGUUAUCCUCCAAAUUAGCUACUGAAAUUCAUUUCCAUGGGAAAAGCAUCCCAUGGUAUGUGUCAGAUACUACAAGGCGUGACCUGAAUUGGACAAUUAAGCAAAUGCAGUCAGCUAAUCACAAAGGGAUGUCUAGGUGUGGUAUCUCCUGGGAGGGCUAUUUGAAAAGUGGUGUCUGGAUUUAUCAUGAUCACUUGUUCUGGACAUCACCACAUGAAUAUUGUAGGAUGGCUCAAGUGGCUCCUGAUUUGUACAGUGAAUUGCAGAAGUCAAAUUUAAUUAUUUUUAAAGGUGAUUUGAACUACAGAAAGUUGAUAGCUGAUCGGAAGUGGGAAUUCACAGUGCCAUUCCAUCAAGCCUUGAACAAUUUUCACCCUGCCCCCCUCUGUAGCUUAAGAACGCUAAAAUGUGAUAUCCAGGUUGGGCUGAAACCUGGACAAGGUGAACAGCUUACUAAAACUGAACCUGAAUGGAUGAUCAUUGGGAAAUAUGGAAUAGUUCAGUUUGAUGCUGCUUCAUGAUUGGCUUGUAUAAAGCAUAGCACUGUUCAUGAAUACUGUUUAUGAUGUUUAAGAUUGGAAGGCUUACUUGUGUUCAAUAUUCAUGUUCUUUAUUUUCUUCUACAGUUCUUAGAUUUUUAAAAUUGUGUGCAAUUGUGAAAGUUUACAAACCCUUUUCUGUUAUUCUCAAAGUAUCAGAACCAUCUGAAAGGCUAUCUUUCCUCUUUUAAAAAACAUUUAUGGAUAGAGUCAAUAAGUGAGUGUUUUAAUGGUUUGCCCCCAUCUGUCCUCUUACACUGUUUUAGCUAUUACAGUGCAGCACUUUGCCUUGUGCAUUUACAGUUAUUUAGCAGAUGUUUUUAUAGCUUAUUUGGACAAAAUUUAAUAAAAUAACACAUGUAAAUAAGCAUCUCAAUAAUUUCUUCAGUAUAACAGCUAUAUCAUUGGACGACAGUAGCUUAAAGCAG
Zootoca vivipara (common lizard) is the source of this 1832-nucleotide messenger RNA. RefSeq names its product damage-control phosphatase 1. Gene Ontology annotation, cellular component: nucleus. Lineage: Eukaryota; Metazoa; Chordata; Lepidosauria; Squamata; Lacertidae. Gene Ontology annotation, molecular function: phosphatase activity. Gene Ontology annotation, biological process: DNA damage response. The record is from RefSeq and is a predicted model, not a curated record.